CUGCAGCAGUGUGCAGUGAGAUAUAUGUAAUUUCUAGGCUGUUUACAUUUCUUGUUAUAUGUUGUUUUAAUUGAAUUUCCACUUUCCUAGAUGUUUCAUUUCUGCAUUUCUGCAUCUUUUUCUUAAUCCUUUUCUACAUAAAGUCCCAUAGGGCAGGUUAUGUGUUAAUGUAUAGGCAUAGAGAAAGCCAAGCCAAAGAGCAAACUGUAGGUCCACCCUACAUUGUUCCGAUUUGAAUAUCUUAAUCAAGUUCAUUGUCUGGUUUUCUGUUAAGACAUGGUCAGAGUACCAGCAACUCUAAUUGGGAAACAAUAACUUAAGAACAUAGCAAAAGAAUGAUCUAUGUUGGUUCAGUUUCUGCAUGCUUUAUAUAGAGAGAAAAAGCUUUCAGCUAUCAGUUUUAUCAAAGUUUUCAGAGAGAGCGACAGAGAUUCAGAGAAAGAGAUAGAACUCCUAAGUUGUGUUUUUGACAAGCUUCUCAUCUAGAUUUUACAAGUGUGCUAUAUAAGGUGUAAUCUGCUUAAAGCCUCCAAUUGUAUUUUAUCUCAAUCUUGGUUCGUCUGGGAUGAUGAAAUAAAGCACCAUUUCACAUAAGCCAACGCCAUUUUUGUGAAUGUAUUUCUUUUGGAGUGUAUUGACUUUGAAACUCCGCAUUGGUUACCAAGGGUAAAGUGCGGCAGUCACAAUAAAAUACAAGUGCUUAAAGCAGCUCGUGACAGACACCAGCAGUCCUGGCUUUUAGGAGAAACUGAGAGGGAAGAUGUCGGCUAUAGAAGAGUCUAACUUAGUAGAAGAGAUACGUGAAGAUAAAUCUCCUCUAAGUGAGAUAAGUGUUCACAGUAUGAAGAGUAGAACUAGCCAAGUGGCUAAGAGUCAUGCAAGUUCUCUUCAGUCAGUGAAGAGUGAGAGACUGUCCAUCAAGAAACAUGAAGCCUCUCUUAAGGUUAAGCAGUCAUUUGAAGAUGACCAUCUUAAACUGUUGCAGCAAGAAACAGAAGUCGAACAACUUUUUAGAAAGCGACGGAUAGCUCUUCAACAGCAACUAGAUAAGGAAGAAGCUACCUUCAAACGGCAACAGAAGGAGAUUGCAAUGAGAAAGGAUCGCCUAGCUAGACGCGAGCGUUUAGCUCAAUUGACUGCCAUAAAGCAAGUAUUAGAGGAAUUUGAAGAUGAAGAAUUGGGUGAAAGUGAUUCAGAGAUUUCAUUUAGAGGAAUGAGAAAGGAAGAGAAGAGUGAGGGAAUGCAGAGAUUCUUUGAUUCACAAGAAAAGAUCCACCUCCAUCAGUCAGAAAAGACAGGAGUUCAUCAGAAAACCGAGGCAGUAUCUGAUCUCAGUAACCCAUGGGUGCCAGCUGGGUUGGACAGUUUAGUAUCAUCGUUAGAAGCUUGUGUAGCCCAAAUCACCCGCAUUGCUAUUGGACAAAGUGAAGUAAGUAAACAGUUGGCAGCAACUAGCCAACUACCAAAUAUCGAUGUUCCAAUGUUUAGUGGUGAACCGAUGAAUUAUCCUUUGUGGAAGAAUGCAUUUGAUUGCAUGGUGGAUGCUAAGCCAAUCAGUGACUCUAAUAAAUUGAACUACUUGAACACCUACGUUUGUGGAAAAGCUAAAGAAAUUGUUGAACACUAUUUGUUAUUAGGAGAGGACGAUGGUUAUCAGAAGGCUCGUGCGGAAAUUGAUAGGAGGUUUGGCAACCCAAGUGCUCUCAGUGUUGCUUACACCAGAAAGCUCUGUUCGUGGCCACGUAUUGAAAGUAAAGAUGCAAGUGGAUUGAGAGACUUUUCCGACUUCUUGCAGAAGGUCUUGUCAGCCAAGACGAAGGUCAAGAAUCUAGGAAUCCUGGACUUUCCCCAAGAGAAUGCAAAGCUCGUAGCAAAGUUGCCAGAGUACUUGGAAGAUGAAUGGCGAGAGGAAAUUGAUAGAUGGCGCGAAACUAAUAGCCCCCAAAGUUAUCCAUCGUUCUCGUGUUUCGUUGGUUUUGUGAAGAAAGCAGCUGACAGAGCGAACAUUCCUGAGUUGGAACCUUUAAGGUUAAACCUAUCAAGGCGAUCUCCAAAUGGAAAUGCACAGAUCUUUUGCAUCUCUGGGCUGGAGGAUGAAAGCUCUAUAUGUCCUUUCUGUGAUGGAAGCCAUCACCUCGAAUCAUGUUCUAGUUUCUUGAUGAAAUCUAUUGAAGAGAGAAAAUUAUUCUUUUUGAAAAGAAAGUUGUGUUUUGGUUGCGCUCUUACAGAUCAACAUCGUGGUAAAGAAUGUAGAAACAAGAGAGUGUGUAGAAUCUGUGGAGGUAGACACCUUACAUGUCUACAUGAAGAUAGGUCAAAGAAGACAGAAGACCAGGGAAUUCCCAAUCAAGGAGCCAACAACACAAAAUGAACAUUUGAUUUGAUUUGAUGUAAUUCGUUGUUUUCCACUUUCUUAUCUCUUUCAAUCUCUUCUCUCCCUUUUCUUGUUUUCUUUCCAUUAUUAGUCUAAUCAUUUCGCUAGAGUUGUCAUUUCAGUUUUUCAUAUGGUUUUGAUCUUUCCUGCUUUUCUAGUUUUCUUGUUCACAUUCUAGUCUUUAUCUUCUUUCUAGUUUUAUAGCUCUCUUUACUUCCAGUUUUUCUGUACAUAUGCAUUAGUAAUUGAUUUGAUUUAUUUUGUUUGUUGAAUCUGCUGGCAUGCAUGCAGUUACAGUAUAUGAUUUUAUACUUAAUGCUUAAUGGCUAAUAUUUCUUAGUGUAUCCAAAGUAGUUUAAGAAGAUAUGUCUUAAUUUUGUUGUGCCUGACAGCAACGGGAUUGGAAUGUUAUGGUUCACAUUUUUUGUUAUUAAGUUCAAUAAUGAUAGGUGAUCAGUUAAAGUAUCUUGCAUGUAUAUAUACGAUUUUGAGUUUAUUGGUUGAUUUUAGAUAUUCAGACAUAAUUGAUGUUGUGUGUGUUUAAGUUAAGUAACUGAUGGCAAUCAGUUAAAGGAGCCAUGUCACUGCAGCAGUGUGCAGUGAGAUAUAUGUAAUUUCUAGGCUGUUUACAUUUCUUGUUAUAUGUUGUUUUAAUUGAAUUUCCACUUUCCUAGAUGUUUCAUUUCUGCAUUUCUGCAUCUUUUUCUUAAUCCUUUUCUACAUAAAGUCCCAUAGGGCAGGUUAUGUGUUAAUGUAUAGGCAUAGAGAAAGCCAAGCCAAAGAGCAAACUGUAGGUCCACCCUACAUUGUUCCGAUUUGAAUAUCUUAAUCAAGUUCAUUGUCUGGUUUUCUGUUAAGACAUGGUCAGAGUACCAGCAACUCUAAUUGGGAAACAAUAACUUAAGAACAUAGCAAAAGAAUGAUCUAUGUUGGUUCAGUUUCUGCAUGCUUUAUAUAGAGAGAAAAAGCUUUCAGCUAUCAGUUUUAUCAAAGUUUUCAGAGAGAGCGACAGAGAUUCAGAGAAAGAGAUAGAACUCCUAAGUUGUGUUUUUGACAAGCUUCUCAUCUAGAUUUUACAAGUGUGCUAUAUAAGGUGUAAUCUGCUUAAAGCCUCCAAUUGUAUUUUAUCUCAAUCUUGGUUCGUCUGGGAUGAUGAAAUAAAGCACCAUUUCACAUAAGCCAACGCCAUUUUUGUGAAUGUAUUUCUUUUGGAGUGUAUUGACUUUGAAACUCCGCAUUGGUUACCAAGGGUAAAGUGCGGCAGUCACAGGGGGUAACGGGGGCCCCGGCAUCGUGUGCAACGUGCAAACUUCAUGGCUUGUCAUAUUUCUGCGUGCGAUAACAGUCCGCUGAGACGGACAGAGGAUCAUUUAUUCUACCUCCUUGAAAGGAGGUUCUUAAUCACAUGAAAUUGUAUCCCCCUUCAGUCAGCACGUACUUGGAUACAUUUAUAUCAACAAACCGUUGCUGCAAUAUAACGGGUGCCGGGUACACCUGUACGUACCUUUUUUUUUCUCUCCAACCGUAUCUGAAAAUCAGCCCUAUACUCCUUUGAAACAUGAAUUGAGGUCUUGGCGCACUGAAGUGAGAAUCGCCUUAGUUUGCCGUAUUUUAGAAUCCACUUCUCAGACGCUUUCUGCAACGUUGAAAAUCUAUUGAAAAUACCCGUCAAAGCACAAUGGACAGAAUAGAGGUCAUUGUCGAAAGUUGGUGGACCGGGACAGCACAUCGUCUUAAGAUUUUUUUUGCCAGGCAAUCUUAGUGAAUGCUUAUACCCUGACCAUUCGUGCUCAGAUUCAUGUUUUUACUGCAUCGUUUGAUUUUUAUUGGACUAUCCAUCUGUGGAUCUUAAAAUGGACUAAUAUAUGUGUGGAUAACUGUUCCUAACCACCGGGAGAACUUGCAUUAUUGUGAAUUUAUAUUGGUGAGUCAGUUUGUACCUUCACUGUAGUUUGCAAUACAGAGAGUCUACUUGCCUUUCUAGUCCCACAUUGACGUUUUUGUGUGACUCAAUUUGUACUUGUCUGUGUGAGAGCUGUUUAACGUUUUUAUUGUGUCGUUACGUAACUCAUUCAUUAUGUCUACUGAUGCUGUGAAAAGACACAAUACCCGAUUUAGAGUUAAAUCGGACUCAGCCCAGCCAGUUUCCCCAGUAACAACGGGGUUUCCCAAUAAGAAACGCUCGUUCACACCACCCGGAAAGUCGUCAAACACUGACCGAGCUCUUAGCCCACAUCAUCUUGAGAUGAUAGUUCAAAAGGCUGUGGCUUCAGCCAUGGCGACUGAGCGGCAAAAGAUCAGCGAUGAUCUUCUGAAAAUGGAGUCUCGUUUGCGUGUUGCUCUGGACGAAAAGAUUGCUGCCCUCCACGAUCUUGAAGUGGCGAUCGACAUCAAGCUUCACGAGCUCCAUGACGUCAAAUCCAAGGUUGAAGCCAGUGCAGAUAAGGUGAACGAACUCUCAAACAGGCUGGAUCACAUCGAGCAAUACUCGCGUCGAAACAACAUACGCAUUCUUGGAGUCAAGGUGACGCCUGAGGAGGACACCGAUGCUGUUGUGGUUGAUGUCGCGAAGAGGAUUGGAGUCCAGAUGAAUGCCGUCGACAUCGACCGUUCCCACCGACUCCCGAGUCGUCAGACUUCUAGGGACGAAUUGCACAGUAGUUCGAAGUCUCCUGCCAUCAUCGUCAAAUUCACAUCUUUUAAAUCAAAGCAACAGAUGAUGAAGCAUCGGAGAAGGUUGAAAGGGUCCGGCGUGGUGGUAGUCGAAGAUUUGACGAAGAAGAAUGCCGACCUCCUAACUCAGACCUCUCGCCACCCAAAAGUCACAUCUUCUUGGACAUCUGAUGGUCGUGUCUUCGCCAUCGUCAAAAAUGAGGGCGGAAAACUUGACAGACAACUAAUCAGAAGACAAAGUGAUCUGAACAAAUUGUAAUAUGCUUGCUUCUUGCCAAAUGAGACUGAGUUUUUUGUUUGUUUAUUUGUUGUUUUAAACUCGUAUUGACUCUUCAAUUGUAUUUAUUCGAAUAUACUUGAACAUUUUGAUAUAAAUUGUUCUACAAAAUAAUAUUUUGAACAGAUCCCCGGUGGUUUGGUUUGGUUUUGGUUGCUUUUUUUACCUCCCAACUAUAAUUGUAUGUGUGUUAACUCAUUUCUAUUUGUUGUUUGUUUUGUUAUUUUUAUGUUGUUUUAACUUACAUGCCUGACUGCAUUUUAUAUCAACAAUGUUUACAAGAUAUUGAUUUAUCGAGGAUCAAUGAAUUGUUGUCUCCAAUUGAUGGUAGUGAUUCUUUUAAUGGCCCCAAUCAAAAUUAUUAUUUGCCAAAUGAAUUCAACACAUGUCUAAAAGAUUGUGAGUCUUUUAUUAAUGUCAAAAAUAGAUUUUCAUGUUUGCAUAUAAAUAGCAGAAGUUUAAAGAAAAACAUUGAUGGUUUAACAUCGUUUUUAAAUUGCAUUGAUUUAGACUUUUGUGCUAUUGGUAUCACCGAAACUUGGCUUAAACAAAAUGAUUCUGAUUAUAAAAUUGACGGUUAUUCAUUUAUAGGUCUUUCCCCGCACAGGACGUAGAGGGGGUGGUGUGGGAGCUUUUAUUCGAAAUGAUUUUAACUUUGUACAUAGAAAUGAAUAUAAUAUUUUUUCUGAAUCUAUUGAAUGUAUUUGUAUAGAAAUAAAGUCUUGCCCAAAAAAUAUUUUAUUCAGUGUUAUUUAUAGACCUCCAAAUUCAUCAUUUCCUAAUUUCAUUGAAUCCUUAAAUAUUCUUUUAGGAAAUGUAAAUAGUGAAAAUAAAUUAUUAUAUUUUAUUGGAGAUUUUAAUCUUAAUUUGUAUAAUGCCGAUUCUUGCUCAAAUGUUAGUGAUUUUUUGGAUGCUUUUAUGACUAAGUCUGUUUAUCCCACUAUUCAUUAUCCAACCAGAGUUACGGAUCAAUCUGUAACGUUGAUUGAUAAUAUCUUCACUAAUGAUUUAAAUGAUGUGUCAUGUGGAAUUUUCCUUGUUGAUGUUAGCGACCAUUUCCCCAUAUUUUGUAUACACUCAAAGGUUAUUAUACCUAAUAAAAAAAUAAAAUUAACUAAACGUGUCGUUAAUGAUCAUAAUAUUCUUGAUUUCACAAAUAAAUUGGAGAAUGUCGUCUGGCACACAGUUGAUGAGGAUCCAAAUACUAGUUAUAAUAAUUUUUUGCAUCAAUUUAUGCAAGUCUAUAAUGAAUGUUUUCCAAAGGUCGAAAUGAAAAACAAAUCUAGGAAAGAUAAGCCAUGGUUUAAUCUAGACUUGCGCAAAAUGUGUCAUAAAAAGUUUCUAUUAUAUAAAAAAUAUAUUAGAAAUCCAACGGAGUAUAGAGAACGAACGUAUAAAUCAUUCCGUAAUAAAGUUAAUAGUGAAAUAAAACGUGUUAAAAGGGAGUAUUUUAAAAAUCAAUUUUUUGAAGUAAAGGCAAAUUUAAAAAGAACUUGGAAAAUUAUUAACAAAGCUCUGGGUAAUAAAAGAAAAGUAAACAUUAUUGAAAAUAUCAAUGUUCAUGAUGAAAUUAUUACUGACGAUUUCAUAAAAGCACAAACAUUUAAUAAAUAUUUUAUUGAGAUUGGCUCCUCAUUAACUAAUAAUAUACAGUGCAAUACCUCUGGCAAUAAUUUUACACAGUACUUAAAACGAAAUAUUCAUACUGCAUUUUUUAAUCCCAUCACCCCCGGCGAAAUAAUAAAAAUCACUUCUAGCUUUGAUAAUCAGUCUAGUGCAGGUUUUGAUGAAAUAAAUAUUUCAAUUGUUAAAAAAGUUAUACAUAUCAUCUGCUAUCCUCUGUGCAAUAUAUUUAACUCUGUUUUAUCUAUUGGUGUUUUUCCGGAUCAAUUAAAGAUUGGCAAAGUUGUUCCGGUUUUUAAAAAUGGAUCUCCGGCUAAUGUUUCAAACUAUAGACCUAUAUCUGUGUUACCUGUUUUCUCAAAAAUGCUUGAAAAAUGUAUAUACAAUCGCCUCUUAUAUUUUCUGGAUAAAUAUGACAUUAUUGUUAAAUCCCAGUAUGGAUUCCGUCCCGGGCACUCCACAUCCUCUGCAUUGGCUGAUUUAGUUUGUAAAGUCUCAACUGCUUUUAAUUAUAAAGAAAUAUUAUUUGGAUUAUUUUUGGAUUUGAGUAAGGCAUUUGACACUUUAGAUCAUAAUAUUCUUUUAUAUAAGUUACAAAAUUAUGGUAUUCGUGGUGUCCUCUUAGAUUUAUUUGAAAGUUAUUUAUUUAAUCGUAAACAAUAUGUUUUUAUUAAUAAUGUUAAAUCCGAAUUAGAUACAGUAGGAUGCGGAGUGCCUCAGGGGUCCAUCCUGGGACCUUUAUUAUUUCUUAUUUAUAUAAAUGAUGUAUGCAAUAUUUCUGAGAAAUUACAUUUUAUCUUGUAUGCUGAUGAUACAAGUGUUUUUAUGUCUGACACAAAUAUUAACAGUUUAAUGGUUAACUUCAAUAAUGAGUUGUGCAAACUAUCUCAGUGGCUUGUUGUAAAUAGAUUGAUUUUAAAUGUAAAUAAAACUCAAUGUAUGAUAUUCACCAAUAAGAAAAUUAAUUACAAUAACAUUAUUAUUGAAAUGAAUGGUACUAAAAUAAAUGUUGCUACGUCUAUCAAUUUUCUUGGGGUGAUUGUGAAUAAUAAACUGUUAUGGCAUGAGCACAUCAAUCAAGUUUGUAACAAAGUUUCAAAAUGCAUUGGCGUACUUUAUAGGUUAAAGCAUUUCCCACGUAAAAUUUUAUUGAUGAUUUACAAUGCUAUAAUUUCACCUCAUUUAAACUAUUGCAAUAUUGUAUGGGCCAAUUCUAGAAAUUAUUCAAUGAUGAGAUUAUUCUUAUUACAAAAGAAAGCCAUAAGAAUAGUUUUUCAUGCCAAUUAUCUUGCCCAUUCUAAACCAAUUUUCAAAGAAUUGAAGUUAUUGAAUAUUUUUGAUAUGAAUGAUUUUAAUAUUGCAGUUUUCAUGUUUUUAGUUUUUAAUAAAAUUAUACCAUCUAGUCUUUCAACAUUUUUCAAAUUGAAUUCUGAUUUUUACUUGUAUAAUAUGCGAAAGCCUUUAGAUUUUCACUUGCCAUUUGAGAGAACCAAUAUUGGUAUCAAUUCUAUAUUCUUUAAGGGUCCUAAAAUUUGGAAUGCAUUACCUGAUGACAUUAAAUUAAGUGUAUCACUCAAUUCUUUCAAACGAUUAUUAAAAAAAAAAUAUUACUUAUAAAAUUAUCAGGCUUUGUUUGUUCAAGUAUCGUGUAGGGUUUGUCUUGGAAUAUUAAUAAUUUGUAUGUUUAUUUAUCAUCGUUAUUUUCUAGUUAUUAUGUUAAAAUGUCCAUUUUAAAAUGUUUGUGCUUACAUUUUGGUGGCAGCACUGUAUAAGACUUGGUUCUUCUAAGCUGUCUCCACAUUCUUAUAUUGAUAUUUUGUUUAUUACUAUGUAUAUUUAUGUGUUUUUAUGAAUGAAAUAAA
Molecule: messenger RNA, 8809 nt
Organism: Lytechinus pictus (painted urchin)
Lineage: Eukaryota; Metazoa; Echinodermata; Echinoidea; Temnopleuroida; Toxopneustidae
Exons: 3
Coding region: 4452-5306 (284 amino acids)
Biological process (GO): retrotransposition
Cellular component (GO): ribonucleoprotein complex
Molecular function (GO): single-stranded RNA binding
Source: RefSeq, a predicted model, not a curated record